AGCAGCAGGAAAGAUAAAAAGAGGGCUGUUCGGUGUGUAGAGGGGGUAACCAAGAAAGCGAGGGGCUGAGCUGGAGAAGGGAGGAAAGGCUAGAUGGAGAAAGAGAUAGAAAGGAAAGGUAGGGAGAUCGAAACGGCGACUCAGUCCAUCUGUCCGGUGUUUUGUCCAAGCGGCGGCAGAGGCACUAGACAAAAACUCACCUAACCCUUCCUUGAUUACAAUGCCGGCAAAAAGCGAAAUACUAACCGCUGCCGCCGCCGCCGCUGCCGUUGCCGUUGCCGUUGCCGUUGCCGUUGCCGCGCGAGAACGGCCGCUUCUAAGAAACUAGACUCGUUUUUGCGUACCAUCGGAAGAGCGUCCGCACCCGUGAGCUAUCGGACAAAGAAGCUAUAGCACUCGUUCGUUCUCCCCUUCACCGCGAUCCCGAACGUCUUUUACCCUGGACCAACCCCCCUCAUCACUGAUAGCUCUCCACCGCAUCUAGCAUCGCUGCUGCCUCACCGCCUUUCUUACCCUAUCGUGAUGCUUUCUCUUUCGCUUUUCCUCUUCGCUUACAUGCCUCCAUCCUCCUGUUUCUUCUCCCCUUAUCCAUUACCCACCAGCACUUAUCGAUUCUACUUUCCUUCGAACCUUUGAUACUUUCGGCCAACGUAACUUCUUCGUAUCGGUACUAAAGGAAUUAUCUUCUUUUAUUAGAACCUCGACCGUCCAAGUUAGAUAUCUGGGUACACGGGAUAAGAAUACAAGUUUAAUGAAUGGAAAGGAGUAGAAACGUUAACCAAUUUUCUAACGGUAAGAAAAUGAAGUGUCAUAGGAGCGUGUCUCUGGUGAAAAGCGAGGGAUCGUUAGCGGAGAGAAAAGUCGGUGGUGACGAGAAGACAGCGCAGACGCUGUGUUCCCAGGGAGGCUGAGGAGGCCACGGUAGGAUCAGGUUUUUCUUAGCGCGUCCCUGGUGCGCGGUAUUGGAUGCUAUGCCGUGACGAUUCUGCCUCCGGCUCGCGUACGUGUUCCCGGCUAACAAAAACGAUUAUCCUGUGCCAAAAAAGUUGUUAUGUAAAUGCACUGCCUGUCCUAGACUGUCGGUCAGAAGCAUAGCUACUCUACUUGAUCCGGGGGAAGAGACUCAUCGAUAGAGUGUGGUACAGACAUCAGUGCCUCAGAACGAAGCAGAACUGCAACUAUACAGAGUGAUGCAACGUGCUUCUUUGUUGGGCUAUUAUGAUACUCUUCUAGAAAUGGGUGGUGACGACGUCCAGCAAUUAUGCGAUGCUGGAGAAGAGGAGUUUCUAGAAAUUAUGGCAUUGGUUGGUAUGGCGAGCAAACCUCUUCAUGUCAGGAGACUUCAAAAAGCUCUUCAGGAAUGGCUGACAAAUCCUUCACUUUUUCAAACACCGGUUGUACCAACAAAUGCUACGUGUAAAAAUCCAGGAAGCAUAGGAUUCCCUUGCGCGAGUCCCAGGCCGCAGGUACAGAAUCUUCAGGGUUUCACGACAACUUCGCAAACAGUAACCGCUACCCCUUACGUUUCGUCGCAUGUAUCAUUAACGCCAUUGCCAUGCAGAAGUACCAGCCCUAUUGUAUCUGUAACGAGUGUAACAGCACCAGUCGCUUCAACGACUUUUCGACAGAGUCCAAGCCCUAACACGUCUUUACCUUACGCAACGUCUCACAGCCCUGGUGUAUUACAAGUAGGAACAUGCGAGUCUUCCUGUGGUAGUGGCACAACACCAAGUCCUAGCGGUGGCGGUGGUGCCCCUGCGAGUCCGACCCAGCCAACUCCAACCCUUUUACAAUCACAAAUACAAAGACUCGCUGAAGCCGCUGAAAGACUUGCUGCUACUAUUCGACCGGUUGAUCCAAAACCACAUAAUGUUAAGAAAAAGAUUUGCAAAAAUUUAGAGAUAGUAAUGGCUAUGCCUGAUAGCGAUCCGCGUAGAAUGGAAGAAAUUAGGAAAUAUGCAGCAAUUUAUGGAAGAUUUGACUGUAAGAGGAAACCAGAGAAACCAUUGACAUUACAUGAGGUGUCAGUAAAUGAAGCUGCUGCACAAAUUUGCAGGUUCGUACCUGCCCUUCUUACUAGAAGAGAUGAACUGUUUCCUUUGGCCCGGCGCGUUGUGAGAGAUUCUGGGUAUCAUUAUUCGAAAAGUCAUUAUUUAUCUGUAUCGAGGUCGCGUGAAAAUGGCGAAGAAAACGAGCCUGAACGUACAAAACGGCAAAAGCUUGAACUCGAGGGUGAGAAUGAAGAUGCCACCCAGGAGGAGUUGGAUCUUCGGUGUCCUGAAAUAGAUAUAAAUAACUCGACGAUGAGAAGACAUAGAUCAUCAAGUCCAGUUUGGAGGAAGAAGAAUAACAAUGGUAUGUUCGGUGGAAAUAUUGAAGAAAUCAGCGACUCUGAUAGCCAACUCUCAUUUUCAAAUGAAGAAUCUUCAUCGAUACAUGAUACUAAUGAAGUUGAAGCAGAUAAUACUGAUAAAGAGAGUGAUUUCAAUCUCAAGGUAAUAGCCUCGCGUGGAGACAAUAUAAUUGCAGUAGCAAAUCCUGCAUUAAUGGAAUGUAAUCAUCCCAUAAAAGAAGAACCAACGGACGAAAAACCUACGCUGUGAUAUUGUUGAAAAUAUUGUAUUAUCUUAUUUAGUAUCAUUCCUAAAAGUGUAUUUCAGCUUGUAUUAGAAUUACAAUUAUUAUCAUUAUCUUUACUUGAUUAUUGCCAUGUUAUUUACUAUGAUUCUUAUAUUAAUUGUUGUUAUAAUUGUAAAAAAUUUCUUUAUUAGAAACUAUUCCAAGAACAGAAUUACUUAAUUUUUAACACUGUUUCUGUAUGUUAAUACGAUAUUGAUGACCAUGCAAUUUUAAUAAAAUCUUGGCAUACAUUAUGUUAAACUAUAAAAAUACCUUUAGA
This is a messenger RNA of Osmia lignaria (orchard mason bee), 2899 nucleotides long. NCBI's taxonomy places the organism in Eukaryota, Metazoa, Arthropoda, Insecta, Hymenoptera, Megachilidae. The record is from RefSeq and is a predicted model, not a curated record.